Molecule: messenger RNA, 492 nt
Organism: Arabis nemorensis
Lineage: Eukaryota; Viridiplantae; Streptophyta; Magnoliopsida; Brassicales; Brassicaceae
Source: the annotation of a GenBank genome assembly
AUGAGAGAGCAUAAGGCGUUAGUCCCUUGGAGUAAUGUGGUCUGGCUUAAGAAAGGAAUUCCAAAACAGAAACUACUAACCUGGCUUUUCGUUUUGAACCGUUGCCCUACUAGGGAUCGGCUAAUCUCAUGGGGAAUCAGCAUAGAUCCGGCUUGUCUACUUUGCAAUGAUGAAGCGGAAUCGAGAAAUCACCUUUUCUUUGAGUGUGAUUUCACUCGCUCAAUCUGGUGGCGUCUCAGUCACAAACUAAGACUGCCUUGGACCUCUGGUUCAUGGGACACAACUCUUCAGAUCCUCAUCUCCUUUAAGGGUACUCAAAACCACCGGUUUCUUAUUCUCUUGGCUUGGCAAUCUCUGAUCUAUGAAACAUGGCGAGAAAGAAAUAAUAGGCUUCAUCGACAUAUUGCACAACCAUCCGAAAUCGCAGCUCAUCCUUCAGACAACAUAACCCAGAGAUCGGAUCUGCGUGUAUGCAGCUCUGGUUUGCUCUAG